Messenger RNA from Durusdinium trenchii, 428 nucleotides. The record is from the annotation of a GenBank genome assembly. NCBI's taxonomy places the organism in Eukaryota, Dinophyceae, Suessiales, Symbiodiniaceae.
AUGCGCCGUGAUGUCUCCUGGUUAGCGGGGCAACGGCUCAUGGACUAUAGUCUAUUGGUGGCGAUCAAAGACCACAAGGAGACGCCCACAAAGGGCCUUCCUGCAGGUCAGCCCUAUGUCCGGCAAACGUCGGAGGGUCCCAUCGCAGUGCAGAUGUCCAUCAUCGACUUCCUGCAACGAUGGACGAUGGGGAAGCGUUCCUUGGCAGAGUCGUGCUUCAGUGAGUUCUUACCAUCACCGUGGGAUGGCCGCAUCACAGCGUUGCUCGCGCCAUCAAAGUCUUUGAAAGGAGCCUUGGCAGGGCCCGUCGGAAGGAACAAAGCGACCAUUCCGCCGCGCGCCUACGCGGCACGCUUCGCAGUGCAUUUCACGCAACACGUGGUCACCGCGCAGGAGGGCGCGCGGCGCGCGGAGGGCGCGCGGAGGAG